CUGAGAACGCUACGGUGAACAAUAGUGGAGGCUAGCGGUAGUGUGUAGUCGGCGUGCUUGUGUUUUCGCCAGCUUCUUCCGAAGGUGAAGCAGGGGGCGAUGAUGCCAGUUCACUAAGCGAUCGUAUUUGCACGCUAUUUCCUAACGAAAGCUUCCAGUUCAGGCGUAUCGCCAAAAACGAUAGGAUCGAGGACCGCUACAGCUAUAUACUACAAGACAAGAGCGCCAACGUCGAACAGCGCAAGCUAUGGCGUUCUCCUUGGCCGGUCGCUUAAGCCUGGCGUCGACUGCGGCCGCAGUACUUCGGUCGCGCGUGCGUCUCCUCUGCACCGCGCCGAUCGCCGACAAGAUCUCCAAGCUCGUCAGUCAGGACAAGGUCGUCGUUUUCAUGAAGGGCGUCCCUGAACAGCCCCGAUGCGGCUUCAGCAACGCCGUGGUUCAAGUGCUUCGCAUGCACGGCGUCGACUACAGCUCGCACGACGUGCUCCAAGACGAGGAACUUCGUCAAGGCAUCAAGGACUUCAGCAACUGGCCUACAAUACCGCAGGUGUACAUCAACGGUCAGUUUGUGGGCGGCUGCGACAUCCUGCUACAGAUGCACCAGAGCGGCGAGCUGGUCGGCGAACUGGCCAAAGUGGGCAUCAAGUCGCUCCUCAUCGACUCCGUGUCGUCGUCCGACGAAGCGGCCGGCGAAAAACAGGAGAAACGGUAACGGAACGGUGUGUUCGGUAGAUUAGCGGGAGACCCUUUCGGCGACGUUUCGUGUACACGGGUUGGGCAGUGAACACAGACUCUAGAUAUCGCCUUAUCAGAAACCUCGUGCCCCGACCUGCGGUCUGCCAGGGUGAAGUGAAAGCUCUUUUGUGCUCGGGUUGGCAGUUGCUGAGGGGCCGCGCAUCCCGUUAACCAAAGCGAAGAGUUUCGGCCGUGCGAUGUUUACAGCAUCGUCUUGCGAAAAAGAGGCUUUCUAACCAAAGCGAAGAGUUUCGGCCGUGCGAUGUUUACAGCAUCGUCUUGCGAACAAGAGGCUUUCUGCUCUGGGACCAACGAGAGACAGUCGGUUGUGGCGCGAAUCGAACAUCAACCGCUAGAGAAGCCCGUUGUAGUUCCUCUUCCGGGGCUACGUGACUGCCGGUGUCGCGGUUAUGGCGGCGUACCGCCCCCUCCUCCUUUUUUUUUUUUAUCCCCUCCAUCUUUUUUUUUUCUUCUCUUUCCCCCUUGUUCUCCCUCCUGCCGUCUGUUGUGUGCAUUGCGUCUCGCGUUGAUAUAUGAUGUAAAGUAAAACGGCUAGUGUGUUUUGUAGUUUCUUCUUUUUUUUUUCGUCGAAGCUACUGGUUUCAAGCGCACAAGUUUUGUGAUUUACCGGCUAUUGGAGCUCCUUAUUUUAGCUGCUAUGCAAUAAAUUUUUUUUCUUUCCACCUG
Molecule: messenger RNA, 1422 nt
Organism: Dermacentor albipictus
Lineage: Eukaryota; Metazoa; Arthropoda; Arachnida; Ixodida; Ixodidae
Product: glutaredoxin-related protein 5, mitochondrial-like
Cellular component (GO): mitochondrial matrix
Source: RefSeq, a predicted model, not a curated record